CGUGCGGGCGCGCGCGUCCCACUUCAUCACAUGACCGCUGUGUCUUGUGACACUCUAGCUCGAGAGUAGCGAUUUAUUAGAGUUAGUUUAGGGAGUUUCGGGGUUUCUCCUGCGGCUGAGAGGAGCGGGAGAGCGGGUCGCUAUGUCGGUUCUUUAGGGCUCGGUUUGCUCCUCCAGUACGGGUGAUCUGAGGCGCUGCUGCUUCUACAGUCGGGGAGAAAGUUGGCGCAUGGCGGGCGGUGGAGUUACGGGUUCCUGCGUCGUGUUUUGUUCACGGGGAGCGAGGGAAGAGUCCGGUAUUUAAUAAAACUAAUAUUCCGCUGAGCUCGCUGGUUAACUCUCCGCGGAGUUAAUUCAGACAUGGAUAACAAACCCCUGCUGCAGGACAGACCCCCCGCCUACAACAGCGUCCCCGGGGCGUACGAGUACGGGGCCAUCCCGCCGCACGCGCCCGCGCCCGGGCUCGCACCUCCGCCCUACCCCUACCCUUCUCCACCCCCAGCCCAAGGCUUUGCAGCAGCAGCUGCUGCUCCCCCGGCCGCUGCUAUCGGCCAGCAGCCCAACUAUACCAGCACCUACACAAUCAUCCAGCCCUCUGUAGUGGUGGUGGGAGGAUGUCCAGCCUGCAGGGUUGGGGUACUGGAGGACGACUUCACCUGUCUGGGCAUCAUGUGCGCCAUCCUGUUCUUCCCCCUGGGCAUCCUCUUCUGCCUGGCCCUGCGGCAGCGGAGGUGCCCCAACUGCGGAGCUACUUUUGGCUAGAGGGACCAAACUGCAAGCGCCACUUUGAUUGGGCCCAACGACCAUCGCUUGAUUUAAAAAAAUAUAUAUUUUUUCCUUUUUUUUUUCUUCAAAUUUUCUUUUAAUCCAUGCUUUAUUUUUUUUAGCAUCUAUUUUAUGCCAUACAAAAAUUAUAUAAUAAUUGCACAGGUUAUGUACUAUGAUAAUCUACAGUAAUCGUGAGGAAGGAACAGCCAACCAACUGCAUGGUUCUGUUGUUUUUUUGUAUUUUUAUUCUUUUUAAUUUCUCUUUGUCUAUGAGAGAAUAGUAAACGUGAAAAGACUCACACAGCUUAUUCACGCACUUUUAAAACUGUUGAUUUCCAUUUUUGAUGUUUUAUUAUUUUUUUUUAAGUACCAUGCCAGCCAGACCUCCGUCAUCCAAUCACUGGUGCCUUUACGAUGACCAUGACUUUUAUAUGAACUGUUGGCUGCAGAAGCAUGGAGACCAUAAAGGGACUUGGCUUGAGAAGAUAUCCAAAAAUCUCACGCUCAAUUUUUUUAAACUGCUACUGAUGACUCGUGACUCUGAAUUUCUGAGAGAAAUCAUCAAUAUAAAUGAUGCAAAGACUUUGUUGAAGCUUUGUUUUAAUUACGCCAUCAUUUUUUGAUCAGCUUCCUUCUUCCUUCUUCUUUUUCUUCUUCUUCUUCUUCUUUACCUCCGUCGUCUGGACGUAAGCGAUGAGGAUGUACGUACGUACCUGCGCUGCCUGGUGCUUUCGCUUGUAUGGGACGGAAAUCGGUGCCACAUUAUUAGUUUUAUAAUCGAGUCAGCCUUGUCUUGUAUUUCUCACCCAUGUUUUAAUCACAUUAUCUGUCUUUUAGAAGACCAAACCACCUUCUCUUCAUUCAUUUAAUUAUUCAUUCAUUCAUUCUUCUCAACAGGAUCUUCUUCUCAAAAGGAACCCUGUUUUUAUAGAACAUUGUUUUAGUGCCAUUUACCUUCAGACUGAGCUAAAAGCUCACUGGAUGUACACACUG
Messenger RNA from Astyanax mexicanus (Mexican tetra), 1761 nucleotides. RefSeq names its product brain protein I3 (gene bri3). The transcript is spliced from 3 exons. The record is from RefSeq and is a predicted model, not a curated record. The coding region runs from base 361 to 762 and encodes 133 amino acids. NCBI's taxonomy places the organism in Eukaryota, Metazoa, Chordata, Actinopteri, Characiformes, Acestrorhamphidae.